Molecule: messenger RNA, 1991 nt
Organism: Paramecium octaurelia
Lineage: Eukaryota; Ciliophora; Oligohymenophorea; Peniculida; Parameciidae
Source: the annotation of a GenBank genome assembly
AUGCUAAGUCCAUCAUAAUUUUAACAACUAUAAAGAUUGUCUCCAUAAAGAGUGAGCAUGCCUGGGAUGUCUCGAGUGGUAAUCAAUCUUAUCAAUGAAGCCUGCCUUCGUAAAGACCAGAGAAGUUCGAAUGCCCUCUCCUGCCAAACAAUACUCUCCUACAAAAUAUGUGAUCCACAAUCCUCCAUUGUACAUGAGAUCUCGAAUGGCCAGUACUGAGGACAUUCCAUCGAUGCCUUCAGAGUCCAAAAAUAUCAACAACGAUAGGAAGUAUUCAAUGCACAUCGAUCCAAAAACAUAAUAAAUAUCUCAUCUCAAUGAAAUAAUUCAAUAGCAACAAUAAUAGAUCUUGACAUAGGAGAGCAAAGUGGCGUUGCUCUAGAAUGAGGUCAAUGCUUGGAAACAGAAGUUCAUCGAACUCAAUCAGAAAUAUCACUAAAUGUAAGAAAAGUACUAUCUUGCUGAUACUGAAUUAUAACAUUAUAAAUAAUAAUGAGUGAAAAUAUUGAUGAACAUAUUCUCAAAAAAUAUGAGGUCAUCUAACGUAUUGGUAAAGGAGCCUAUGGAAUAGUAUGGAAAGCCAAGGAUCUUAAAACUCUAAAAAUAGUUGCUCUCAAAAAAGUGUUUGAUGCAUUCAAUAAUCCCACUGAUGCUCAGCGUACUUAUAGAGAAGUAUAAUUGUAUUCUCAAAGUGUGUUAGGUGACAUUCCUUAAAUAGCUCAAGCACCCUAACAUUGUUUCCAUUAUUGAAACCUAUCCUGCUAAUAACAAAAUUGAUCUCUAUAUUGUAUUUGAAUAUAUGGAAACAGAUUUACACAUUGCCAUCAGAGCUAACAUAUUAUAAGCAGAGCACCGCCGCUACAUUACAUAUUAAUUAAUUAAAGCAUUGAAAUACAUACAUUCAGCAGGAAUGAUACAUCGGUAAUUUAUUUAGAUUUACAACUAGUGAUCUAAAACCUGCCAAUAUUUUGAUCGAUUCGGAAUGCUAAAUAAAACUGGCAGAUUUCGGUCUAGCACGCAUGGUUGGAUCACAAGAUUCUGAUAUCUUAACUGAUUAUGUGGCUACCAGGUGGUUCAGAGCUCCUGAGAUUCUCCUCGGUUCCAAAUCAUACUCUUAUGGUAUCGACCUAUGGUCUGUCGGUUGUCUUAUGGGAGAAAUGAUCCUAGGUAAAGCACUGUUCUCUGGCAACAGUACCAUCAAUUAACUAGAAAAGAUUGUUGACAUUCUUGGUAGUCCCAAUUAGCAAGAAAUACUUGCCAUGGGUGGACAAUCUCAAAUCUUUUAAAAUUAAUUUAGACCAUCUAAACAAAAACUUAAUUCACUCCUUGGUUGUCCCAAGGAUGAAUUAGAUAUCAUAUCCAAAUUACUCCAGUAUGAUCCCACCAAACGAUUAAGCAUUGAAGAAUGCUUAAAACAUUCUUAUUUUAAAGAAUAUCGCAAUAUCAAAGAAGAAAUUACUUAUCAUGGAUCUAUAAUGCUUUAAUUAUAAGAUGAUAAGUAAUAUCCAAUCUCUACUUACAGAGAUGUUCUAUAUAAAAAAAUGGAUUAUUCAAGAAUCAUCACCUUAGUUAAUAAACAGAAGAAACUUGUUGAAGAGUUAGAACUCAAAAAACAGCAAAAAUGCUUUAAGUAACUCAUUGAAUAAAAAAGUGCAUAAAGUAUCAAAUAAUAUAGAAGUAGUUAAUUUUUGAAAAAUACUUAUUCAAAUUCAAAUUUAUUAGAUAAAAGUCCAUUAAAUAAAUCCUAAUAAUAAUAGCAAUAAAAUACGCAAUAGUAAUAAUAAAAUUCUACCUCUAACAUCAAAAACAAAUUGAAGUCUAUUUGUCAACAAUCUGAAGCAAGACAAAGAAGUGCCAUAUUUAAAUAAUCUAAUUCUUCAUCCAAAUACAAUAUACUUCAUAAUGUCACUAAUACAUCCUUGAGCCCACACUCUACCAUUAAUUCAAGGUAUUUGCCUAACAGAUUUCAUCAAAAAAACAAUGAUUUUUGA